GGUGUAGCCAAACAGAGGGCAAGAGAGAGGACUCACCCUACAAUGGAAGAAAGUUUUCGCCAGCAGCUGUUAGAGGACACCGCCUUCCUCCGAGCAGAGCAGAGGCUGGACACAGAGCUGGUGGACAAACUCAUCCUGCAGCUCAACAGGAUCUAUCCUCAGAUCCUCUCAGACAAGGAGGCCACCAGAUUCAGAAAUUUGGAUGUACCAACAAGUGUCCGCCUGGGAGAGCUCCUGACGCAUCUACAGGGGAAGGGCGAUGAAGCGUGCAGAGAGUUCUACAGAGCGCUCCAUCUGCAUGUGGAGGAGGUUUUCCACAGCUUACCCACGCGGUUACGCCUCAGAGAUUCCUUGAAUCCGAUGACAAGUUCACAGAUCCACCUACAGAGGAACGUACUGAACGACGGAGGUCCUCUUUUUUACCUAGGCUGUUUCAGCUUUGCUGUGGGAAUGGCUUUUCUCUAUUACUAUGGAGAAGCUAGACUGUCGGGAGGAAGUCGGGCUUUGGGAAUGGCGGCUCUUGGUUUGAAAAGAAAAGCAGAGGAGAUUCUUGUUUGGUACACUGACGAAGGUGUAUUGAUGUAAACGGUGUCUGCCAUCUACCUGGUGCUUCAGAGCUACAGACACUACACUAAAAAAUACUAUUUGUCUGAUAUUGUAUGUGGUAUAACUAUGCAAAGCACAUGAUAUUGCUUUUCUUGAGGGGAGAUGCAUUUGUUUCUUUGGUUACACUGUAUAUAUUGUGAAAUGUUUUAAGCCAUGAAUGCACUCAUUACUCUGGAAUGAUAUAGUGUACUUUUUUACACUUGCAUUUCUAAAUGUAUGUAACAGGGUUGAUAAAUCCUUAAUUUAAAUCUCCAUGCCUCUCACAAUAAUUCUCAAAAUAUUUAAAGCAAUUUUUAUUGGCACUUAAGUGAAGGCAUUUUAUUUUUUUGGCAAUACAACUAUAAACUAUACUAACACAUUUUACUGGGAAUUUGUAUGACAAAAUCAUAAUUAUAUAAUAGUUUCAAUAAAA
This is a messenger RNA of Cyprinodon variegatus (sheepshead minnow), 1018 nucleotides long. It is a transcript of the gene card19, whose product is annotated as caspase recruitment domain family member 19. The transcript has 6 exons. The record is from RefSeq and is a predicted model, not a curated record. Gene Ontology annotation, cellular component: mitochondrion. NCBI's taxonomy places the organism in Eukaryota, Metazoa, Chordata, Actinopteri, Cyprinodontiformes, Cyprinodontidae. Bases 43 to 585 code for a protein of 180 amino acids.